CAAUGGGUCCGCAAGUGUGAGUCAUGUGGCGCAGCCUUGCCGGGUAAUGCAGACGUCACUCCUAACGCAUACCUUGCAAGAAGGAGAUUUGAAUAUGAUGCACAGGGGAACUUAUUUCUCUAUUCUAAGCUGGAAAGUCCACAUUCUGGGGCCCACCCACGUGAAUGUAACCAGUGUAGAAAAGCUUUAAGCCACGAUCAAGCCCUGGUUGAUCAGGAAACCAACAGCAACAAGAAACCCCACAAAUGUACCAAAUGUGGGAAAGGCUUCUCCCACAAAUCAGAACUCAUCACUCAUCAGAGAGUCCACAGGGACGAGGGGUCCCCUGGAUGCAACAACCAGGAUGGCCUCAGGGAGGAGGUUUACAUCCGCAAACAUCCGAGAAAUCACACAGAUGAGAAACCUGGCAGAAAUGGCAAAUGUGGUAAAAAGCUCUCCCCAGAGAUAAGCCUCUCCAUACCCGAGGCCAUUCUGGCUGGAGAGAAGCCUUAUAAGUGUUCAGACUGUGAGAAAAUUUUCUCCCACAAGUCACGUCUCAUCGAACACCACAGAUCCCACACAGGAGAGAAACCCUAUGGCUGCGAAGAAUGUGGGAAAUCUUUCUCCCGCAAGUCAUGCCUCAUUAUCCACUACAGAAUCCACACAGGAGAGAAGCCCUAUGGCUGCAGCCAGUGUGGGAAAGCCUUCUUCCAGAAGUCACACCUCAUCCUUCAUCAGAGGACUCACACCGGAGAGAAGCCCUACGAGUGCAGUGAAUGCGGGAAGGCUUUCUCCCAGAACUCCUGCCUCAUCAUACACAAGAGAACCCACAUGGGCAAGAAGCCCUAUGAAUGCUCUGACUGUGGGAAAACCUUCUCCCAGAAGGCAAACCUCAUCAGACACCACAGAAUUCACACCAGGGAUAAACUGUAUGGAUAAAGUGAGAGAGAGGUUUUCAUCAGGAAGUCCCAACACAUCUAGGAAUGAAACCAUGGCUUUUAUGAAGGCUGAAAAUCCUUCAGCAUGAAGUCCAAUGCCACUGUGGGCAGAGCUUCCUACCAAGGUGAAGUCCUACCAAUUUGGAGAAUUAGGAAAAGCUUAUUCUCUUAAAAUUAAGGAUAGAAGAGUAAUGAGGCUCUAGAGGGAUCUAUUUUUAUAGGAUAAACUUAAUUAUGAAGUGUAUCUUUGUCUACAUUAACCAUGGAUAUUGAGCUCUAAGUAAGUGAACAAUUUAAAGCAUUAAGACAGCAGAUCAAGUAAGACACAGAACAAUCCUAGGGGUAUAAGGGAACUGUGUUCCUGGAGAUGCUACAUGAAAAGAAUUUUAUUUUACUUGUUUUUGAACUGCAUUUGUAGUUGAACACCACUGUGAACUUGUAGACACAGAUACCGUAACAUAUAGGAUGACACCUAUCAAGAGUUUCCACACUAAAUUACACCUUUUGUCUUUAACAUACAUUAUAACUGGAACAAUAUCAAUUUAUGACUCAAUCCAUACACCAUACCACAUACAUUUGGUUUUUUUGUUUGCUGGCGAGUAUUACAGAGCCCCCCUGGACCUGGAA
Hippopotamus amphibius kiboko is the source of this 1544-nucleotide messenger RNA. Its product is annotated as oocyte zinc finger protein XlCOF19-like. The record is from RefSeq and is a predicted model, not a curated record. Lineage: Eukaryota; Metazoa; Chordata; Mammalia; Artiodactyla; Hippopotamidae. Gene Ontology annotation, biological process: regulation of transcription by RNA polymerase II. The annotation marks the transcript as partial. The transcript has a single exon. Gene Ontology annotation, molecular function: DNA-binding transcription factor activity; RNA polymerase II cis-regulatory region sequence-specific DNA binding.